Messenger RNA from Acaromyces ingoldii, 1458 nucleotides. Its product is annotated as glycoside hydrolase/deacetylase. The transcript is spliced from 3 exons. The record is from RefSeq and is a predicted model, not a curated record. Bases 1 to 1458 code for a protein of 485 amino acids. Lineage: Eukaryota; Fungi; Basidiomycota; Exobasidiomycetes; Exobasidiales; Cryptobasidiaceae. Gene Ontology annotation, molecular function: chitin deacetylase activity. Gene Ontology annotation, biological process: carbohydrate metabolic process. Gene Ontology annotation, cellular component: membrane.
AUGCGUGCAGUCCUCUUGAGCGCCCUGGCCCUCGUUGCAGGCGCCUCUGCCCACAUUGGCCGACCGCGCCACGGUUGCACAGAGUCACACCUCCUGGCCAAGCGCCAGGGCGGCACCGUGGCCUCGGAGUCGCAGCUGACGAACCCGACGCAGGAAUGCACCGCCUAUUCCGUUCCCGGCAUCGACGCCAACUUCCUCAAGCUGUUUCCGCAGCCCUGGACGGUCACCCCGGCCGAGAUCCUGGCAGGCGACAACGAGGCGCUGCAGUACAUGCAGGGGAUCAACGCCUCGGGCGUCAUUCCAACGUCGAUUGGAGUGCGUGGGGCGCAGAACGAGCAGGCAUGGGCCGGGGCAGGCCUGGCGGGCACCUACGACAUUCCCGGUGAUCCCGACUGCUGGUGGACAGACAAGGGCUGCACGACGCCCAAGCACCCAAAUCUCAUUGCCGACGUCGAGACAUGCCCUGAGCCAGAGACGUGGGGCUAUUCGGUCGACGAUGGCCCCAACUGCACACAGAAUGCGCUCUACGACUUUUGGAAGCAGCAGAACCAAAAGGUGUCACUCAUGUUCAUUGGCUCCAACGUCGUCAACUGGCCGCUCCAGGCCCAGCGCGCCAUCACCGACGGCCAUCACGUAUGCGCCCAUACGUGGUCGCACAAGUACAUGACCAGCUUGACGACUGACCAAGCGUUUGCUGAACUGUGGUACACCAUCAAGGCCAUCAAAUACGUCAUGGGCAUCACGCCCACCUGCUGGCGACCGCCGUACGGCGAUGUCGACGACCGGAUCCGCGGCAUCGCCCAGGGCUUGGGCCUGCGCACCAUCAUGUGGUCGCACGACACCAACGACUACAACAUUCAGCCGUACGGCGCGCAGCCCACGGCAUCGAUCCAGGCCAACUACCAAAGCAUCGAGGCGGUGGGCUCGUCGCCUGCCGCUGCUACGGGCGGCAUCAUCGUCCUGCAGCACGAGCUUGAGGACGCGGUCAUGAGCUUAGCCAUCGCAGAAUACCCCAACAUCAAAAAGAACUUUAAGAGCAUCGUCCCUGUCAACACCUGCCUCAACAUCACCAAGCCCUACUACGAGGACUACACCUUUCCCGACUUUGAAGACUACGUCGGCGGAAAGAUCGACCCGAGCCCCAGCGGACAGAGCAGCAUCGCGAUUGGUUCGACGAGCUAUACCAUCACCCCGCUGACCUAUGCGGCCUCGUCCUCUGCUGCUGGCUCUGUUGGCACGGCGGCGGCCGCCGGUGGCAGCUCUUCUGCUGCCACGUCGGCCUUUUCUGCCCCGACGGCGCCCGGCGCCACGCCUGUAAACACAGCGGGUGCCGCUGCGGCGACUGUCAUCUCGUCGCAGCAGGCUGGCAGCUCGUCCAAGUCGUCGGGCGCCGCCGUAACGCUCGUGCCUGGCCUUUUUGUCUUUGUAGCGGCCCUUGUCGGCGCUGCGCUCUGCUGA